Messenger RNA from Petromyzon marinus (sea lamprey), 3080 nucleotides. RefSeq lists its product as uncharacterized. The record is from RefSeq and is a predicted model, not a curated record. Lineage: Eukaryota; Metazoa; Chordata; Hyperoartia; Petromyzontiformes; Petromyzontidae.
UCCAUGGCAGAGUUGAGAGGUGAGAAGAGCGGUGAUUUUUUUUCUUCUGCGCGCAAUCCACCUUCUCUCGCGUAAGGUCACGCUACGGGGUCGCCGUCGGGUCACACAGAGGACGAGCCAAGUCCAGUCUCGUCGUCUGCACCAGCCAUGGAGACGGAAGAGGCGCCCACUCCUCCCAAGAAGAAGAGCAAGCGGAUGCAGAAAUACCGCGACGUGUGGGAAGAGGAGUACCCGUGGCUCGGCAAAGUCCACGGCGAUUGCUUCAGAGCGAGGUGCAAGAUCUGCAGAAAGGACAUCUCCGUGUGCCACGGCGGGGCCUACGAUCUGAAGCAGCACGCGGCUGGGGAGAUGCACAUCCGCAACAUGCAAAGAUCCGAGCGUAAAGUCGCACGGCCCAAGCUUGCGAAGGUUGCCGUCGACAAAUCUGUCGAGGCAGACAAGGUCACUGCGGCUGAGCUGGCAAACGUGUAUCACACCGUUCGACACAACCUGAGUUAUAACAGCAUGGGCUGUGGCAUCAAGUUUGGCGAUUUGUGCACGAGCAAGAAGAUUUCGUGCGGCAGGACAAAGGCCGAGAGUCUCGUGAAAGACGUCCUAGCUCCUAAAGCUGUGAGUCACAUUUUAAACGCCCUAUGCAGGGAAGGGCAGCAUCCGUUUCCAUUUGCAAUUCAGACGGACGCCGCGAGCAAAGGAAAUCGCAAAUCGUUUCCCAUAGCCGUCCAGUUCUUCACCCCUCAGCAUGGCAUGGUAAACAGAAUGAUCGACUUCAUAGAAAAUCCAGACACAUCGACCGCAAGUGUGAAAAACUCUAUUACAACAUCGCUCGGCAAUUUGGGGCUGUCUGUCGACUUGGUCUCGGCUUUUAGUGCAGAUAUGACAAACUUUAAUUCUGCGGUUCAUCAUUCCCUGUUCACGGAUCUGCAUAGGAACCACGAGCAUCUGCUACAAGUAAACUGCCACGCUCACAUCGUGCACAACGCCAUUAGACAUGCCAUGGAUGAACUUUCCGUGGACAUUGAAAACGUAAUUCACAAGGUAUGCGGUUUCUUUGCGGUGUGCGCAACACGGUCAGAGUCGCUGAAGGAAUUUUUUGAUUUUCUGGAUACGCAGUGGAGAGAAAUACUCCGGAAUUCCACAAACAAGUGGGUUUGCCUGAAUCCUGCCAUAUCAAAAACAUUACAAAACUGGCCGGCCAUCAAGUCAGAGUUAAACGGCAUUGGUGACGAAUGUCCCAAGCAGAUCCGGAAGGUCCUGCACCCUCCAACAAAUGGAGACGCGGUUGAGGCCGACGACAGGCAAGACUCAGUGGAAGUGUAUCUUCUCUUUUGUAAUAACACUCUCGGCGUCUUUGAAGACGUCGUCAAGAAACUUGAGAGAUGUGACGUCACAAUCCUGGAAAUUUACCAGUUAAUGACCAGCCUAAAAGGGAAACUCAACCAAAGGAUGGAAGAUGAACUGUUUGGUUACAUAACCAAGAGGAAGUUGGCCGGGCUGCCCCCAUCGGAAGCAGUCAGGGCCAGAAGUGAAUUUAAGGCCUUCCUAACCUGCGCCGUCGCUCAUCUUCAAAAAUGGUUUUGGUUUUCCGAGGAAAAUUGGCUUUCUUCUCUGCAGCCACUCGCCCUGCACGGUGCUUACGAGCUGUCCUUCGCCGAUCUGGGCGAGGUUGCUCGUCGCCUCAGUCUGAUCGAGAGGCUGCAGUUGGACAUGGACGCGCUCUUUCUCGAGUUUACAGCGUUCAAGGCGGUUCUCGACGAGCUCCAGAAAACCAAGGAAUGGAAGUUGAAGAGCACCUCGAGCAAGUGGCAAAGCAUAUUUCAAACGGCCGGCGCCGACGCACUUCCAAACUUGCUCUCUUUGCUGUCGUUCCUGCUGAGUGUGCCCGCGACCACGGGAUACGUCGAGCGCAUACUGCCUCUGAUUCACAGCAAGUGGAACGACAUCCGUAACAGGUGUUCGAUAGAGCUGAUCAAGAGUGAGCUUCUUGUGACGCUGAACUUUGACAUGGGGUGCGCUGACUUUCACGCGAUGAUUCUCAAAGACAAAGCUUUUCUCACAGUGGCGAAGAGCGACCAGAAGUAUUCGUUCAAGAGGGCCAAGCCAAGUCAAUGUUGAGGUACAUCAAGAAAAUGAUACUCUGGAUUGCCUAUCAACACCAAUGAUCAAAUUUACACAGUACAUUUGCAGCAAGCGUAAUGCUUCACCGCCAUUGUGAUUUUUUUUUACAUUGUCGUUAAAGUAGUGGCGGUGGAGCGGUGGCACUGUGGUUAGCACACUAUGCUUUGAACGUGAGUUCGAUUUCCAGCCAUCGGUGGCGAGCGAUAUCUGAACUGGUUCUGGUCUCCCCUUCACAAACCCACACCCACCAAUACGGUUAAGUUCGGUUACACAAACCCAUUGGGUAGGUCUUCAUCUAGCGGUGGAUUGUCAAAGGACCGUAAGUGAAUGUAGUGGGCACUCGCAGCUGCAGAGAUGACGUCAACUCGUUACAUACACCCAUAUAUGAAUUUAAAAACAUCAGUUCUCAGCCAUGGCAGCUCAGCGCUUCUGACCUCGGAGCCACCCAAACACCUGGGCCAUGUUUGAUUUUUUUUUAUCUAAGGCCAAAUAAGAGCUGCUGUGCAUUGCUUAUUCUACUAUUUUAGUCUGAACUAUGGUCUUGGAAAAUAUGGCCGUGAAAACCAAGGAAUAGAAAAUCUGCGACUGGCAGAAUUAGGUUGGAACAGAUUCAAUGUGUACAGACGUGUUCAUAUCUGAGCAAGUGAUGCUUACCUCUGCCAGUGUUACUGGUAAACGGUGUAUUAUACAAAAGCAACCAAAAUAACAUUCGUUGUCUUUCCCUCAGCGGUCUUCAGUAUUCCGGUCGCCACUUUCAUCAGUGGCAAAUCAAAGGAAGGUCUGGAAUGCGACUACGGGAAACCUGACCAAACCGUAGAGAACCACUGCAAACUUCUGGAAUUCAAACUUGAUUGGAAGCUUUCGUGACUGCAGGAAUUACUCUUUGGUUCUUUUGGUAAAGUCACGUGGGGAGAAAAUAAACUAAAUAAUAGAAUACGACGUUUCGAUUGCAACACAAGCAGUCG